This is a messenger RNA of Entrophospora sp. SA101, 274 nucleotides long. The record is from the annotation of a GenBank genome assembly. Lineage: Eukaryota; Fungi; Glomeromycota; Glomeromycetes; Entrophosporales; Entrophosporaceae.
AUGAAUGCUGAAGGAACAUCUGGAUCUACUAGUAAAGGCGGAAGUAAAAAAGGAAGGAAAUUAAAAACUCUUACAGCUAUUAAAAAAAAGGAAUUAUGUGAAUAUAAACGUGAUAAUCCAUCCAAGUCACAUGAAACAAUUGCUGAAUUAUUUGAAAUAAGUAAAUCAACUGUGGGUGAUAUUUUGAGAACCAAAGAUAAAUGGCUUGCAGCUCAUUAUAGAAAAUUACUAUGCCAAGAUAGGAUUCAAGCAUUUGAUGAGCACCAAGAAUUUG